AUGACCAACGUAGUUCUGAACCUGUACAAGGAGGAGUGGUAUGCAAAAAUGGUCAAGGCCACGCUCAUCCAACACACGCGGUCGAGCGCGCGCUGCCUGCGAUGGAGGUGUGUGUGUGUGUGUGUGUGUGUGUGUGUGUGUGUGUGUGUGUGUGUGUGUGUGUGUGUGUGUGUGUGUGUGUGUGUGUAUGUGUGUGGUGGUGGUGAUGGCUGGCUGAAUGGGGCCUCGGCUGGGUGUGGUCUAGAAUGUCAAGUGCUUGAGUACAACAAGUGGGCAAGACGGUGCACGGCUGGUCUCAGAGGAGGCACUGUCGACGAUGGCGAUGGAUCCAGAAACAACAGCGACACGAACGCCGCAGACCAUGCUGCCGCUUUUGCUGUCGUAUCGACGAUUGUUUCCGGCCUUUCGCGUUAUGGACCUCAGCCCCUGGCUCCGUCCUCUGUUCAUCCUUCUGCUUGUGCCUAUCUGGAGCGCUUACAGGAAAAUGCCAAGUUCUUUAGCCACCUCUCGACGACCGAGCGAGAGACUGCCAUGUGGUCAGAGCAGUCCAUGUACUAUUCGUAUUUCAAGCGCAGCGUGACGAUGUUCCGGGACGGCUCUUCCUGGGCGCAGGUUGCACAGGACACCUUGGUUCUGCCUUUUCUCAUGCCAUCGCGCUUCUUUGGCCUUGUUCACAUCGUCAUUAUGCGCCAUCCCGCCGCCCAGUCUUAUGAGGAGGUCGCCUCGCCCGUGUGCACAACUGGGUUGAUCUUUCCUUUCUACAUCACAAAUGCACAGUUGCUUGCGACCUUGGGAGCCGUUGUGGCCAUGUAUCAGCAAGAGUCUUUGGUCGUCAGCCCGUAUCUCUUGACUCUCCUCGCAUUGCCCUUUGCGGUAUUGCUGGAGCGUUUUGUGGACGCAAAUCAGAUGUCGGGCCGCUUCCUGCUUGUGGUUGUGCUCGGACUGGCGGUGGUUCUCGGCAAGCUGGGCAUUCAAUUCAUGACCAACUUGGGUGCUGAUGAAUAUACGACGCUGACAAAAACUUGCCUUCUGCCUGCCGCGGGACUUGUGGUGACGGCGGUGGGCUUGCUGAUGUUGCAAACACCGCCAUCGGAUCGCUCUCGGAGCAACACAUCCAUCGUCUACUUGACGAUGCAGACCAUCGCAUAUAGCUUGCUUGCCGUAUUAGUGAUGCGGCUCAAGGCACUCAUGACUCCUUUCUUGAUUGUUAUGGCAAGCCUGCUGGGUUCAGUGACGUUUUUUGCUCCUCUCUUGCGGUUGCUGCGGAUCAAGAGGGACCAUGUUGUCAUCUUUGUGCACGCCCUCUUCUUGGUGACACUGGUUGCAGUGGCAAGCCAGGCGGGUCUAGCCAAUGUGUAUCAAAAUGUGACCCACAAAGGGGAAUUCCAACACCCCCAUCUCACCGAGUUGGUGGAGCACGUUCAAAAGCACCUCAAGCCUGAGAUGACGAUCCUGGCUGGCCCCAUGUCGGUGCUACCCAUCCUGCAUAGUACGGCUGGUAUUCGGACGGUUAACCACCCACAUUAUGAGAAUGCCGAGCUGCGACGGCGCACACAUUUACUUUAUCAGAUGCUAGCUCUUCGGAGUGAUUCAGAAAUGCACACGGCUGUUGCACAAUAUGGCGCAACCCAUCUCCUUCUGCAUAGGGACCAUUGUGCCGCAGGUACCAGCUCGGGCGCGUGUGGUGUCCAAUCCUAUUACACUCCAAGUUUGGGCGUGACUGAACCGUUUUGUGUGCGCUGGCUGCGCCGGCAACAAGCAAAUGGUUUUUUUCGCAUCGCCUUUCGCAACGAGCACUUCACGGAUCCGGUCACUUCGCUCAUGCAGUGCAUAGCUGGAGCCCAGGAUGCUUCCAGCCCGCCCAUCUGGUCUGGUGACCAUUUGCCUUUUGGUGAAGAGAACGCUGACUUGCCGCCUUUCCUCAGCUUUCCUUUUGAGAAUGACGAUUUGGCGGACACCUUACUAUCCGAGCAAGACAUGUUACAAGCGACUCUGGAGCCACCGCAGCUUAAUUAUCAGGGAGUGCGCAACUCUGACAUUGUGCCCAGCCAACAUCAACUGGGCAACGAAUCAGCUGAUGCCAGCCGUCUUUUCUACCCCGCCUCUCCCACUUUGCCACCGCAAUUGACCACGCCAUCACCCAAGGAUACGCUGGCGAGUGAGAGUCCUUCCACGUUUGAGGGGGCUGCGUGCCUCCAGGCCAGGCUGCCCUGCACAAUUCGCACCGCCGCCAAUGCGGGCAUGCACGUGGGAACGACCUUGACAGAUGGCGCUGGCACCGUGUCAGCCGAAGCCAACAGUGGGACCACCAGCUCACGGGGCAUUUGCCGAGAGUUGCAGGCUGCUGCAGUGCCCGCUAGGCGAAGACUUGCAAAGCGUUCUUGGGUUGACAAAAACGAGACGGCAGCAGUUGCAAUGCCAAAGCCCUGUAGGUCGCUUCUCACGCGAUGUCGGCAUGAAGAGCCCGUGCUUCAAGUUCCAGACAACAUUCAGAUAACUCGCAGUUUUGUGGUGCGGGUCAACCUUCCUGCACAUCUCCCAACAGACUUGGAGGUGAUGGGGUUCAGCGCGAAUGGCCAACGAACGCAUGCCAUGCCCCUGGAAUCAUUGGUGAUUUUGCUCUCCAGCCCAGCGCUCGCUCACGAAGUGUACUACUUGCAACUCGGCGCCAUUUAUGAGGCCGAGUCUGAGUCCCCUCCUCGCACUCGGAGUAAGGGCCGGGUGGAGAAGCACAAAGUGGCUGCUCGCACCACCGACCCACAGGAGGAAGUGGAUACACACAUUUGGCACAUUGCAAACACACACGCCGCAAGGCACGAAACCGCUGCACACAAAUUCUCUUUAUCCGUGCAAACCAUCAAUGACUGGCUGGUGUGGUUGUAG
This is a messenger RNA of Monosiga brevicollis MX1, 2883 nucleotides long. RefSeq lists its product as uncharacterized. The record is from RefSeq and is a predicted model, not a curated record. Gene Ontology annotation, molecular function: mannosyltransferase activity. The coding region runs from base 1 to 2883 and encodes 960 amino acids. Gene Ontology annotation, cellular component: nuclear inner membrane. The transcript has 16 exons. Lineage: Eukaryota; Choanoflagellata; Craspedida; Salpingoecidae.